Lagopus muta (rock ptarmigan) is the source of this 1157-nucleotide messenger RNA. Its product is annotated as sulfotransferase 1 family member D1-like. The transcript has 7 exons. Bases 76 to 1020 code for a protein of 314 amino acids. Gene Ontology annotation, biological process: sulfation. Gene Ontology annotation, molecular function: sulfotransferase activity. The record is from RefSeq and is a predicted model, not a curated record. Lineage: Eukaryota; Metazoa; Chordata; Aves; Galliformes; Phasianidae. Gene Ontology annotation, cellular component: cytoplasm.
UUUUCAGUAGAAAAAAGCUCAGUGGGGCCAGGCAAGGAGGCUCUCACUGCCCUUUAAGGCCACACGUGAUAUGGGAUGGACUUUGCCCUUCCCUUGGGCUCAGGCACAGACAGUGUGUGGGCACCGGCUGCCAGCAUGGGAAAGGAUGAGGUGCUCAGGCAAGAGCUGGGCCACCUUCAUGACAUCCCACUCUACAAAUCCUUUGUGGCAGGCUGGCCGCAGGUGGAGGCCUUCCAAGCCCAGCACGAUGACCUGCUCAUCGCUACCUACCCCAAGUCUGGCACAACAUGGCUGAGUGAGAUCCUGGAUGCAAUCUACCAUGAUGGCAACUUGGAGAAAUGUCGGCGGGAUGCGAUCUAUAACAGGGUGCCCUUCCUGGAGAUGAAGGUCCCUGGGAUACUGAAUGGUGUUGAACAGCUGGAGAAAACCCCAUCCCCACGGUUGGUGAAGACCCACCUGCCAGUUCACCUCCUCCCGGCCUCCUUCCAGGAGAAGGACUGCAAGGUGAUCUAUAUGGCUCGCAAUGCCAAGGACGUCGUAGUCUCCUACUACUACUUCUACCAGAUGGCCAAGAUCCACCCUGAUCCUGGCACACUGAGCGAGUUCCUGCAGGCAUUCAUGGAUGGGAAAGUGGCCUAUGGGUCCUGGUACAAGCAUGUGAAGGGCUGGUGGGAGAAGAGGCACGAGAAGCGGCUUCUCUACCUCUUCUAUGAGGAUAUGAAGAAGGACCCAUGGGGAGAGGUUCAGAAAAUCCUGCAGUUCCUGGACAAGGAGGUGGCAGAGGAGAUGGUGACAAGGAUCCUCCAUCACACCUCCUUCAAGGAGAUGAAGAAGAACCCUACCGCCAACUAUGAGACAAUGCCCACUACACUGAUGGACCACAGCCUCUCCCCAUUCAUGCGGAAAGGCAUCUGCGGCGACUGGGCGAAUCACUUCACUGUGGCUCAGAAUGAGUGCUUUGACCGGCACUACCAGCAGCACAUGGCAGGCUCGGAUCUCUGCUUCCAGAUGGAGGCAUGAGGGCUGCACAUCGUGGGGGCUCGGCACCCAGUGGGGAGCAGGCACUGGAUUCCUGCUGCAGCAGUGCCAGACUGGGGCAUGCUACCAUUCGUUUUUAUUCCUGUAAUAAAUUGCAAUAAACAGAAUAUUGCCAAGAA